Messenger RNA from Prosopis cineraria, 2590 nucleotides. Its product is annotated as protein LNK1-like. The record is from RefSeq and is a predicted model, not a curated record. The coding region runs from base 819 to 2408 and encodes 529 amino acids. Gene Ontology annotation, biological process: regulation of DNA-templated transcription; circadian rhythm. NCBI's taxonomy places the organism in Eukaryota, Viridiplantae, Streptophyta, Magnoliopsida, Fabales, Fabaceae. The transcript has 8 exons.
GAAAAACAAAAAUAAACAAACCCAAAUUCCGCUGGUUUUCUUCUCCGCCAAAAGAAAGCUCUGGAAGCUCCUAGGAUUUCUACUUUGAGAUGCGAUCAAGAGCCUGAACUGCUUUCUGUUGUUGUGAAUUUCAGUGCUGUUGCUGAGGUUUCUCGGCUGGCUUUUGGCUCGGAAACUUCGGAUUUGCUCGGAAAAUUUGUUCUCCAGAGAAGCAUCUUGAGGAGAUAGAUUGUGAAGGAUAAAUGACAUUAGAUCAAGCAGUUGCAUGUGACUUCAAUGGUGGAUAAGAUAUCUCAGAAUGUCAAAAUUCUGCAUGCUUGAGUUAAUGUGAGCUGGAGGAAAUGUGGCAAGUAUCCAGUACCAUAGUUGGUGGCAGAUCUUGGUGAUAACUGGGGAAUGUGCCUUCAUAUAAUGUGAAAUACUCUAUACUGUAUUGAUGAUAUCACUGUCUGGACUUUGAUGUUUUCAUUGCCAUAUUAAAUGUUAUUUCUGGUUGAGUUUCACUUUCGUACACAAAUAUACUUUUGGUGUGUCUUUGUAGCAUAAUCUUGUAAGCAGGCUGUUAUGCAAUCCGAGUUGAAAAGAGCUAGGGAUGAAGAAAUGCCUUGAUUGAAGAUAAUGUGUGGGAUGAAUUUGUUGAAAAUGAUCAUAUAGUGGCCCUUUCUGGUGAUGAGCACACAAAUCAGUUUGCAAUAGAGGGUGAUAGUAGCAAGAAAAAACGUCUGGAAUUGCAUGGUACUAGAAGUAAUAAUUUAAGCACAUAUGGCACUCAGGGUCAGAAAGAAUUUUACCCAUCAACUAUUACUCAGGAAGAAAUAAUGCUGGAAGAGGGUUCAUGGUCUCAUCAACGUGAAGGUGUCUUUCCUUCAUGUGAUAGUGAGGCAUGUAAAGAGGUGAAAAGACUAACAUCAGAUGAUACAAGGAUGUCUGGUCAUCAUUCCAAGAGUACCAAUACAGAUUCUAUUGACAGUGAGCUUUGCGUGGAUGAUACUGUUCUUGGAGACAAGUGUGUGGUGGAAGAUGAUAGUGUGUGUGAAUAUCCAAUCAACCACAUAUCCCAAGCUGACAAUGAACUUAGCUUUCUUGAUAAUGAUGGGUGGCUGGAUAUAGGAAACUUUGAAGAUGUUGAUAGGAUGUUUAGAAGUUGUGAUUCUACUUUUGGAAUGGGAAGUCUAAAUAAUGAAGAGGAGUUCUGCUGGAUCUCCUCGAAUGGCACCAAUAGAUAUGAUGAUGCAUCAAAAUCUACCUUUAAGUUACCAGGAGCUGAACCAAGUCUAUUGAAAAAUAUAUUAGAUAAUGAUAAGGCAGGUACCGGUGGUCUUCCAAUCAAUGAUUCCAACAAAAAAGCAUCUUCAUUCAAUAAAAAAUUGAGGACCCAAAUGGAUGUGGAUGAGGAUGUAUUCCCUGCUUCAUCAUCAGUGCUCAAUGAAUCAGACAUGAAAUCUGGUAUUAUUGAUGACUCAAUGCCAAAAGAAAAGAGGAAACCUUCAAGACCAUCAGAAGGAAGAAGGAAAAAGGAACACCUAGAAAAUGGCAAUCCUGUUUAUCCCUGUGCUCCAUUAAAGCAAUAUGGAGAUGUAAAGAAACCUUUUGGAGCAUCUUCUGGCAAAGUUAGUUCGCAUGUUAGCAUCCAGAAACAUAAACCAAUCAUUGAUUCUGAUUCAUUAGGAUGCUUACAGCAUGCUAACUUGCCACACCCGGGGUAUAAUUGUCCAAGUAACACUUCCCUUCUUCCAACUUUGUCUGGAUCCAGAUCUGAACACAAUAGCCAUCCAUCUUCUCUUAUAGAAUCAUCUUAUGCUUCAAACGUGGAGAGCUCACAAGCUCAUUCUUUAGAGGCUGCUGCUUUGAUAGCAAAUGAAAAGAGAGAGAGAUUAUACCAUCCCAAUGUAGCACAACCAUUAACGAAGACUACUAAAAUUGAAAGUAUGGCAAGUCCAUUGCCAUGUCAAAGUCCAGGUUCAGCUCAGCUUGUGCAUCAGUUUGAAAAUGACAAUGAAGGCCACAGUGAAGUUGAUGGAGUUAGUAUAGGAUUUUCACAAGAAACAGAGUCCUCUAAUGUACAAGAAAUCUCAUCAAUGAGCUCUGUGGAUGAAAUCUCACUUGAAGCAAGCUUUCACCAGCUGCAACUGGUCAUGGAUCAGUUAGAUGUAAGGACCAAACUGUGCAUAAGGGACAGUCUAUACCGUUUGGCUAAGAGUGCUGAACAAAGACAUAACUAUGCCAAAGCAAAUGGUAGCGUUGGAGACAAUAUUCAAGCCUGCAAAGCGAUGAUGACUCAAGAUGUGAGCGGGUGUUCUGGAUUCAUGGACAUGGAAACUGAUACCAAUCCCAUUGAUCGGUCAAUAGCACACUUUCUGUUUCACAGACCUACAGAUUCAACAGUGAUGCCUCCUAGUGCAAAGUGAUUCCAGCUGUGGCAUUAUUUUUGUGUAAAACGUGUAGUUUCAAGUAUAUGUGAUAAUGUACUAAUAUUUGGGGCCUAUCAGACGCCUAAUUAUCAAUUUUUUUCCAGUUCCAUACACUGGCAUAAAUGUAUAUUGCGCUGAUCAUCACAAUAUAAGGUAGCUGCUAAGCUUGCUUCCGCUCA